CUGCCCCCCGGCUGCAAGCACGAUGGGCGACCCCGAGGGACCGGCAGGGCGGCGGGCACCGCCGAGGGCAAGGUGGUGUGCAGCAGCCUGGAGCUCGCGCAGGUCCUGCCCCCGGAUACGCUGCCCAACCGCACGGUCACCCUGAUUCUGAGUAACAAUAAGAUAUCCGAGCUGAAGAAUGGCUCAUUUUCUGGAUUAAGUCUCCUUGAAAGAUUGUACCUUCAUCAACCAAGAGAACUAAUUGAAGACACAUUUUUUCCCUCCCUUCUUCUUAGGGAUCUGACGAACAAUCGAAUAGGAUGUCUGAAUGCAGACAUAUUUCGAGGACUUACCAAUCUGGUUAGGCUAAACCUUUCAGGGAAUUUGUUUUCUUCAUUAUCUCAAGGAACUUUUGAUUAUCUUGGCUCAUUACGGUCUUUUCUAGAUCCUCCCCUGGAACUGCCAUCUUUCUACAUGAGCCCGUCUCACCGGCAGGUCGUCUUUGAAGGAGACAGCCUUCCCUUCCAGUGCAUGGCCUCCUACAUCGACCAGGACAUGCAAGUGCUGUGGUACCAGGAUGGGCGAAUAGUUGAAACUGAUGAGUCCCAAGGGAUCUUUGUGGAAAAGAACAUGAUUCACAACUGCUCCUUAAUUGCAAGUGCCUUAACCAUUUCUAAUAUUCAGGCUGGAUCUACUGGAAAUUGGGGCUGUCACGUCCAGACCAAACGUGGGAACAAUACAAGGACUGUGGACAUUGUGGUGUUAGAGAGCUCUGCGCAGUACUGUCCCCCGGAGAGGGUGGUGAACAACAGAGGGGACUUCAGAUGGCCCAGGACGUUGGCGGGCAUCACCGCAUACCUGCAGUGCACUCGGAACACCCACGGCAGUGGGAUCUAUCCCGGAAGCCCGCAGGAUGAGAGGAAGGCUUGGCGCAGAUGUGACAGAGGUGGCUUUUGGGCAGAUGAUGAUUAUUCUCGCUGUCAAUAUGCAAAUGAUGUCACGAGAGUUCUUUAUAUGUUUAAUCAGAUGCCCCUCAAUCUCACAAACGCUGUGGCAACAGCCCGUCAGCUCCUGGCUUACACCGUGGAAGCUGCCAACUUUUCUGACAAAAUGGAUGUUAUAUUUGUAGCCGAAAUGAUAGAAAAAUUUGGAAGAUUUACAAAGGAGGAAAAAUCAAAAGAGCUAGGCGAUGUGAUGGUCGACAUUGCCAGUAACAUCAUGUUGGCUGAUGAGCGCGUCCUGUGGCUGGCGCAGAGGGAAGCCAAAGCCUGCAGCAGGAUUGUCCAGUGUCUGCAGCAUGUGGCCACGUACCGGCUGGCCAAUGGCGCUCAUGUUUAUUCAACAUAUUCACCCAAUAUUGCUCUGGAAGCUUAUGUCAUCAAGGCUUCUGGCUUCACUGGGAUGACCUGUACCGUGUUCCAGAAAGUGGCAGCCUCUGAUCGUACAGGACUUUCGGAUUUUGGGAGGCGGGAUCCCGACGGAAACUUGGACAAGCAGCUGAGCUUUAAGUGCAACGUCUCCAGUACAUUUUCAAGCCUGGCACUAAAAAAUACUGUUGUGGAAGCUUCUAUUCAGCUUCCUCCUUCCCUUUUCUCACCAAAGCAAAAACGAGAAGUCAGAAUGACGGAUGAUUCUGCCUAUAAGCUGCAGCUCAUUGCGUUCCGCAACGGAAAGCUUUUUCCAGCCACUGGAAAUUCAACCAACCUGGCUGAUGACGGAAAACGACGCACAGUGGUUACCCCCGUGAUUCUCACCAAAAUAGAUGGUGUGAAUGUCGAUACCCAGCACGUCCCAAUUAAUGUGACGCUGCGUCGAAUCGCGCACGGAGCAGAUGCUGUUGCAGCCCAGUGGGAUUUUGGUUUGCUGAAUGGACAGGGAGGCUGGAAGUCAGAUGGCUGCCGCAUCCUGCACUCGGAUGAGAACGUCACCACCAUCCAGUGCUCCGCCCUCAGUAACUACGCCGUUUUAAUGGAUUUGACAGGAUCUGAACUCUACACCCAGGCGGCCAGUCUCUUGCACCCUGUGGUUUACACCACUGCCAUCAUCCUCCUCUUAUGUCUACUAGCCGUUGUCGUCAGUUACAUAUACCAUCACAGUUUGAUCAGAAUCAGUCUCAAGAGCUGGCACAUGCUGGUGAACUUGUGCCUUCAUGUUUUCCUGACUUGUGUGGUUUUCGUGGGAGGAAUAACCCAGACCAGAAAUGCCAGCGUCUGCCAAGCAGUUGGGAUAAUCCUUCAUUAUUCCACCCUUGCCACAGUGCUGUGGGUGGGAGUGACAGCUCGCAACAUCUAUAAACAAGUCACUAAGAAAACCAAGAGGUGUCAGGACCCCGAGGAACCACCACCUCCACCAAGACCGAUGCUCAGGUUUUACCUGAUCGGGGGUGGCAUUCCCAUCAUCGUUUGUGGAAUAACUGCAGCAGCCAACAUUAAGAAUUACGGCAGUCGGCCGAAUGCGCCCUACUGCUGGAUGGCGUGGGAACCCUCCUUGGGAGCCUUCUACGGGCCUGCCAGCUUCAUCACUUUUGUGAACUGUAUGUACUUUCUGAGCAUAUUUAUUCAGUUGAAAAGACACCCGGAGCGCAAAUAUGAGCUUAAGGAGCCCACUGAGGAGCAACAGAGAUUGGCGGCCAACGAGCAGGGCGAAAUAAACCACCAGGAUUCCAUGUCUCUGUCUCUGAUUUCCACAUCAGCAUUGGAAAACGAGCACACCUUUCAUUCGCAGCUGCUGGGGGCUGGCCUGACUUUGCUCCUCUACGUCUCUCUGUGGAUGUUUGGAGCCUUGGCGGUUUCCUUGUAUUACCCUUUGGACUUGGUUUUCAGCUUCUUUUUUGGGGCCACGUGUCUGAGCUUCAGUGCGUUCGUCCUGGUUCACCACUGCAUUAACAGGGAGGACGUCCGACUGGCCUGGGUCAGGACCUGCUGCCCAGGACGGAGCUCGUACUCCGUGCAGGUUAACGUCCAGCCCCCCAACUCAAGCGGGACGAACGGAGAGGCUCCCAAGUGCCCAAAUAGCAGUGCAGAGUCUUCCUGCACGAACAAAAGUGCUUCGAGCUUCAAAAAUUCCUCCCAGGGCUGCAAAUUAACAAACUUGCAAGCUGCUGCAGCUCAGGGCCACACCAACUCCUUGCCUUUGAACUCUGCCCCUCAGCUGGACAACAGUUUGACAGAACAUUCAAUGGACAAUGAUAUUAAAAUGCACGUGGCGCCUUUAGAAGUUCAGUUUCGGACAAAUGUGCACUCCAGCCGCCAUCAUAAAAACAGGGGUAAAGGCCACAGAGCCAGCAGACUCACCGUCCUGAGAGAAUACGCCUACGAUGUCCCCACGAGCGUGGAGGGAAGCGUGCAGAACGGCUUACCCAAGAGCCGGCUGGGCAGCGGUGAAGGGCACUCGAGGAGCCGAAGAGCCUAUUUAGCCUACAGAGAAAGGCAGUACAACCCACCCCUGCAGGACAGCAGUGAUGCUGCUGGCAGCACGCUUCCCAAAAGCAGUAGAAACUUUGAAAAGCCCGUUUCAACUAGUAGUAAAAAGGACGCUUUAAGGAAGUCAACUGUGGUUGAAGUUGAAAGUCAGCAGAAGUCUUACGGCCUCAAUUUGGCCGUUCAGAAUGGACCAAUUAAAAGCAACGGCCAGGAUGGACCCUUGCUCGGUACCGAUAGCACUGGCAACGUUAGGACUGGACUAUGGAAACACGAAACUACUGUGUAACGUUGCAGGGCGCCCUGGGCAGAAAUUCGUAGAAACCCUGACCACCACAUUCCUUUAAGCUAUGAACGUUGGAAAACAGACUGUUUACAGCCACCGUAGGGAUUCGAAAGAGUUUGAAAUCAACUUAGAAGUUUUGGAUUUUACUUAUUUUAUAUCCCCAAAUGGUUGCCUUUUUUUUUUUUUUUAGGAAUUAAAGAAAAAAAACCCCUUUUUAAAACAUUGUUUUACUUGUCAGCACCAACAAUCCACUCUAAGAAUCUGCAAUGUAAUUUCUUUGACUCUGGAACAUCCACUUUGUAUUUCAGGCUUCUAUUUAAUAUAAUAAAUAAGUGUUU
Otolemur garnettii (small-eared galago) is the source of this 4022-nucleotide messenger RNA. RefSeq names its product adhesion G protein-coupled receptor A3 (gene ADGRA3). Gene Ontology annotation, biological process: cell surface receptor signaling pathway; G protein-coupled receptor signaling pathway. The transcript is spliced from 17 exons. Gene Ontology annotation, molecular function: protein binding; G protein-coupled receptor activity. The record is from RefSeq and is a predicted model, not a curated record. Gene Ontology annotation, cellular component: external side of plasma membrane; plasma membrane. The annotation marks the transcript as partial. NCBI's taxonomy places the organism in Eukaryota, Metazoa, Chordata, Mammalia, Primates, Galagidae.